AUGAAAAGGCAAAUAGGGAAAACAGGAGCUUCGGUACCGGAUCGAGAUCUGCUUGCAGUGAUUGGCUCAGAUUCUGAUGGCGAUCAAGGCAAUCAACAUCAAGAAGUUGAGUUAGAUGCAUAUGACGAAAAUAAGUCUCUGCAGAAGUUUGGCACUGAUCAAGAAGGCUACAGGCUUGAUUAUUAUGAAAUAGAAGACCCUGAUGACGAAGAUUGGAAUGGUGAUGUGGAGGAAGUGGAAGCAGAGGAACACAAGGAGGAGAUAGAGGCGGAGGAUCAUAAGGUGGAAUCGGAAGUGGACGGACUUAAAAUACAAAUUCAAGAUGCUUACUUGAUGCUACCAAGAUAUUUUCCACGUAUGGAUUCGUAUGAGGAGUAA
This is a messenger RNA of Dovyalis caffra, 378 nucleotides long. NCBI's taxonomy places the organism in Eukaryota, Viridiplantae, Streptophyta, Magnoliopsida, Malpighiales, Salicaceae. The record is from the annotation of a GenBank genome assembly.